UCUCAGUGGCUGGGCCCGCCCAGUCCACCUCUGUCUCAGACUCUUCCUGCGCACUUCUCCUUCUCAGCCUCUGCGAGGAGGUGCCGGGGCUGCUCGGGUUCAGCUCGCAGGGCAGAGAGGAGGCAUCCCCGGCCAGCGACUGUACGCAUCGUCCGGAGUGGACAGAACAAGGGAGUGCAGGGUUCUCCUGGUCCAGAGCCCAGCGUCGCGCCGCAGGAGCCGCCCCCAGGCCAGCAGUUGCCGCCACAGGACUUUCAUUCCAGUUGCGGUUCCUCCAGGCAACAUGUCAAAAGCCGUGGCCGCUACAGCUGCCGCCACCACCUGGGGAAGAGCAUCAGGAGCAGCAACAGCGGUCUCUGUAGCGCGAGUGUAAUAAACCCAACCAACCGGAGGGCCAAAGAACCCUCCCCGCGUGCGCGGCUCGGGCAGGACUAGCGCCAUGUGCUGAGCCAUGCCCCUCGCCGCGCCCGCGGGCUGCAUAUGGGGCAGCGCCUGAGCGGUGGCCGAUCCUACCUCCAUGUCCCCAGCCGGCUUCUGCUGCAGCUGCAGCCGCAGCCGUCCCCGCCACCCGUGAGGAGGAAGGUCGCUGUUCUCUUCGCCAUGCUUUGUAUCUGGCUCUACAUGUUUCUGUACUCGUGCGCCAGCUCGUGCGCCGCGGCGCCUGGGCUGCUGCUGCUGGGCUCGGGGUCCCGCACUGUCCACGCCUCUCCAGCCCUGGCCCCGGGUCCGGACGGGGCUUUCCCUAGGCUACCGUUCCAGGCGGCUCUGGUCACCCCUUUGGCUGCGGUCAAGGAGAGAGACGAGAGCUCAGCGAGCCAAGAGGAGCAGAAUCCCGAGGCGCCGAACUCCCCCAGCCCCAUCUCCAGCUUCUUUAGUGGGUCCGGGAGCAAGCAGCUGCCGCAGGCCAUCAUCAUCGGCGUGAAGAAGGGCGGCACGAGGGCGCUGCUGGAGUUCCUGCGAGUGCACCCCGACGUGCGCGCCGUGGGCGCCGAGCCCCACUUCUUCGACCGCAGCUAUGACAAGGGCCUCGCCUGGUACCGGGACCUGAUGCCCCGAACCCUGGACGGGCAGAUCACCAUGGAGAAGACGCCCAGUUACUUUGUCACUCGGGAAGCCCCCGCGCGCAUCUCAGCCAUGUCCAAGGACACCAAGCUCAUCGUGGUGGUGCGGGACCCGGUGACCAGAGCCAUCUCGGACUACACGCAGACGCUCUCCAAGCGUCCUGACAUCCCCACCUUCGAGAGCUUGACGUUCAAAAACAGAACUGCGGGCCUCAUCGACACGUCCUGGAGCGCCAUCCAAAUCGGCAUCUAUGCGAAGCACCUGGAGCACUGGCUGCGCCAUUUCCCCAUCGGCCAGAUGCUCUUCGUGAGUGGGGAACGGCUCAUCAGUGACCCGGCCGGAGAGCUGGGCCGCGUGCAGGACUUCCUGGGCCUCAAGAGGAUCAUCACCGACAAGCACUUCUACUUCAACAAGACCAAGGGCUUCCCCUGCCUGAAGAAGGCCGAGGGCAGCAGCAAACCCCACUGCCUGGGCAAGACCAAGGGCAGGACCCACCCCGAGAUCGACCGAGAGGUGGUGCAGAGACUGCGCGACUUCUACCGGCCUUUCAACCUCAAGUUCUACCAGAUGACUGGGCAUGACUUUGGCUGGGAUUGAAGGCACUGUCACUGUGCUGCCUACAAUGUGGCUUAUAUAUUGAGAUAAAUUAUAUGUAUGUAAAAUGUACAGAAAUAUAUUUUAUAAUAAUUUAUUUUUAAUUCAUAAGCAAUUAAUUCACUAAGCUGCCUAGCCACACAAUUUAGAGAGUUAGCUUUGUAAUCUGUUAACAUUCCAAAGUGUUUAACUCUAAUAGUUUGUUCUUUUCCUCACAACUGAUGGUGCUUCCCUUUCCCUCCCUACCCAUUAUAUUUAAGAAGAAGAAAAGCACAACUUGAGAUUUUUGUUGUUACGGGUAUGCAGCCUUCGACCGCUAUCUGAAUUCACUUGCCAGCGCUUUGCAUGUUGGGUCUCCCAUUCCAACUUCCAUUUCUUGUCCCAUGUGCGUACCUCGUCAGAGCACUGGCUGCCCCAGCGGUGCUGCCCUCAGACAGUGAGACCUCAGGUAGCAGCUUCCUCAUCCAUGUGAUGCCAUCUCUGAGGAUGUGGAUCCCAGACCACCUGAUAGGUGUUCCCCAUCUGCUCAGCACCUGGGGGAAGCACCACCUCAGCAGGGCCUCUCACAUCCUCUCCAAGUCUCCGUGCCAGGGUCUGUUUACUUCAGAUCUUGAGUUUGAAGGAUGGCCCUGUAUCCUCUUUUGCCCUAGUCCCUGGUUCAUUAACCAGUUUGAUGUGUAUACAAAUGUUAACCUCCUUUUUCCCAGUCACGUGUGUGAGAUGCUUGGGUGCUGCUUUAGAAAUAAAGACGGUCUCUUCUAAUUUGCAUGAGAGUGUACCAUACCCCAUCCUCCAUUUCUGAUCUGACACACCAAAGAAUUCCCUAGGCCAGCAGAGCCAUAGGCACAAACCAAGAGUGCCCGGGUGUCGAGACCCAAAGGGCUCAGGUACAUCCCAUGCCAUCAGCAUCUGCUAAGAUGGUGUUAGGCACAGCCAGCUAUGUAGGGCACAUCCCAGUAGGCUGACAGCCUCAAUGGAAAAAAAGCAGGACACUCAGAAGGACAGGUGGCCUGGCAGAGGAAGGGAAUCCUUGGCCUCCUGCUUGAUGUCUGGAAUUCCUCUCCUUGGAACUCCUGGCUCACCUCAGAUGGACAAUAUGGUCUGUUUAGCAAGCAGCCCUUGUAAGGCCAGGCUGGGAAAGCUGGCCCCAUGUUGCUUGUGAGCACUUGAGCCAGACACCUGCGCAGGUGUUGCUUGUCUUAGCCAGGUCUUGGCAGAAGGGUUGCCAGAAUUGUUGCUGCUGAUGCAGAUUGCUCUCCCCAUGCCUUUCUGUUGAGAGAGCAGUUUGGGAUCUUUCAUGAUGACUAGCCAAUGGCAACUGAGUAACCACAUAGCAAUAUCACAUAAUGACAUCCUCACUUUAUCCUCAAUGUUCUAAACCAGGAUGCUUCUACCAUAAAGGAAUCAUUAUUCAAGUUAUACAUCUUUGAGGCAUGUGUGGGAAGAUAUACACAUUGUCAUAAUGGUUAGGUUGUGAUUUUUACAAAGGAUACUGUUUUAUGUUGUAAGGAAUAACUUGCCCAAUAGCCUAAGAAAACUUAUAUGAAGAGAAAAAAUAAUUCAUCUUUAGAAACUGAUCAGAGAUGUCUCUGGUCUUUGAGUGAUGUCUUGUUGAUGAUCUGCUUUGUAUUUGCCCAGAUCUGAUUUGUAUGGCCCAGCUCUCUCUAGGUCAUACUCAACAGCUAAACUCUCAACCUGUAUGUUCUGUGUAGGAGGAUGGGCACAUGGGCUCGGUGCAUUCCAGAGAUGUUCUCUUAAUUUCCUAGCUUGUUACUGCCCCUACCAAGGAGUGUAGAACCUGCACUUGGGGUCCUGCCAUAAUGUAGUACGGUUCUCCUUUCUUGCUGCUUGGGUAUCAGAGAUAUCCACGUAGGGUGCUAACUGGUCAUGCACUUUUUCAAUUAGCAGGCUCAUUUGAAAGAAAACUGACAACACCUUUUCAGUGACAGCAUAAAGCAUAAGUCAGUAUUCACACCUUCUGCCUAAUUCUGUCCUGUCUGCUUUCUGGCCACCCUCAUGAUCUGACCAGAUCAUGGUGUAGGAUUGCAGGAAAGUUCAGAGGAGGGUUUGCAACAAAGCAGUUGGAAAGCAAGCAUGAGCCAUUCCUUCUCCUUCGAGUCCCCGCCCUCUUUCCAAGCUGGACAAUUUUUGAUUAAGUUGUCCUCUGCCUUAAAACUGAAACAGGAAAUGUUCAGAUAGGAAGAUCAUUUAGUCAUAAACACUGAAGUGGGUCAAGAUUCUAUUUUGGGUCAAAUCCUUGAAUCCAAACAGAUGUUGAUAAUAAGCACUGAAGGCCUAGAGCAAGUUUUCUAUGUAAAACAAAUACGUCAAGCUUCCUGUGCAUCUCUUCACAGGGGCUUACUAGCUUACAGCUCCCGACCGAUCUGGACACAGCAUCUGCCCUAAGGUUAUACCAUCACGUGGCAAUUAUCACAGGGCCUGAGUCUGUAUGUCUUCCUCCUGGAGAAGUUAGGCAACGCAUCACAUUCAGCCUUGGGUUUUGUCCUGUUCUAACAAUCUGCAAGCCACCAGCUUUGCUUCCAGCUGCUGGGAGGUAGACACCAUUUCACAUUUUGGCAAUUUUUUCUAGCAUGUGUCUUCCUUCCAGUUCACAGGAAAAACUCCAGUAGUCAUUGGGAUACUUUAUUUCCAUUUUGUUUCCUUUCCUGUUAAAAAUAUUAACAAAAAAUUUGGAGUAUUUUAUUGUUUCUCUCUACUCCAUGCUUUCUUUGAGGUGUUUGUACAGUACUCUGUUCACUUGGAAGUUGGUACCUGAAAAGGUAUGUAGGUGUAGUGAUUUAAUUGGAUGAAGGAGGAGGAGAAAUUGUCUUCUCAUGAGAUUCUUUUUAAAAGUCAUUUUGAAUGACAGAUACAUUUUAGACCUUUUGAGAAACCAUUUCAGAUACUGCCAGGGUAUUUUCAUAGGAAAGGAAAAUGGGAAGUUUUAUUUAAUAUGUUUCUAAAAUGCUGACAGAGGUCAGUGUCAUUUUUCUUUUCAGUUUAUCAACAUGGAUGGUCAAUAAAAUUUAAAAGUGUGGUUAGAUUUUUCUCACUUUUGUAACAUUAAUUUAUGACUGAGUUUCAUUCAGCCUUGUAAUCUGAAAUACUGUGCAAAUUCAAGCAGUGUGUCUUCUAUAACCUGGAUAUUAGAAUAGCCAAUAUGUACAAAAAUUAAAUCAAGUAUUUUGUCCUAUGUAUAACACUAAUUUUACACAGAGAAAGAUGUUUCUAGAAAAAUGAAAUUCUGGUAAUUGAUACUAUUUCUUUGUAUGAACAAAUAAAA
Molecule: messenger RNA, 4939 nt
Organism: Artibeus jamaicensis (Jamaican fruit-eating bat)
Lineage: Eukaryota; Metazoa; Chordata; Mammalia; Chiroptera; Phyllostomidae
Gene: HS3ST3B1
Product: heparan sulfate-glucosamine 3-sulfotransferase 3B1
Exons: 2
Coding region: 481-1659 (392 amino acids)
Molecular function (GO): [heparan sulfate]-glucosamine 3-sulfotransferase activity
Source: RefSeq, a predicted model, not a curated record